AUGUCCAGCGCGACCUCCACCUCAGGCUCCCUCGUCGGCUUCACCCACACCAUCACCCUCACCAACUCCGCCGUCUCCCCCUCCAGCACCAGCUACAACACCGCCGCCUUCCUCACCCAAUCCGACACCACAGUCACCGCCUUCCAAGUCCCCGGCGGAGGAACCACCGGUCUCUUCGUCGUCGACGGCACCACGCUCACCUUCCAACAGCAAGACGGCAUCACGCUGUCCGAUGGGCACGUGAUAAGCGCGGGAUCCAACGGACUAGAGGGUGCGGGUACGACGGCCGAGUGGAGACCGAUCGGUGGAUCGCCCUCGUCCUCGGACGAGUCAGGAGGAAGCUUCACGAUCGAGACUAUCAACCCCUCCCUCUCGGGCACAGUGGACUCCUUGACCGCCAAUCCUGAGACCCGCACGACUUUAACCUCCCCUUCCCCCUCAUCAGGAGGAAUCUUUACGAUCGAAACCAUCAACCCCUCUCUCUCAGGCACCAUCGACUCUCUGACCGCCAACCCUGAGACCCGCACUUCCAGCGCAGCAAGCAGCAGUGGGAGCGGGAGUGGGAAUGGGAGAGGUAGUGCAAGCAGCAGCAGCACCGCCGCCGCCGCCGCCGUCCUCCCCACGCUCGGGGCUGGGAAAGCGAUCGCUUUACUCGGGGCACUGGGAGGCAUGGUUGUGCUUGGACUGUGA
Molecule: messenger RNA, 690 nt
Organism: Saxophila tyrrhenica
Lineage: Eukaryota; Fungi; Ascomycota; Dothideomycetes; Mycosphaerellales; Extremaceae
Exons: 2
Coding region: 1-690 (229 amino acids)
Source: RefSeq, a predicted model, not a curated record